AUGGGGAACAAAGAGAGGGGACGGAUCGGCAAAGGACCGCGAUGCAGGAAUCAAUCUCGGGUCACCAUCUUUAAGCAGAAGGUGCUGGAGCUUGGUGAGAAGUUGUUACCCGCCUUCAACACACCCACCGGCAUCCCCAGAGGAGUCAUUAACCUGGGCAGUGGCACCAGCUGGAGUUGGGGCUGGGCAUCAGCCGGCAGCAGCAUCCUGGCGGAGUUCGGCACUUUACACCUGGAGUUCGUUCACCUGUCGGAGCUCUCCGGAAACCCAGUGUUCACCGAGAAGGUGAUGAACAUCCGAAAGCUACUGGAUAAAAUCGAGAAGCCUCACGGUCUGUAUCCAAACUUCCUGAGUCCCGUCAGUGGAAACUGGGUGCAGC
Danio aesculapii is the source of this 379-nucleotide messenger RNA. RefSeq names its product mannosyl-oligosaccharide 1,2-alpha-mannosidase IA-like. Gene Ontology annotation, cellular component: extracellular exosome; Golgi membrane; endoplasmic reticulum. Lineage: Eukaryota; Metazoa; Chordata; Actinopteri; Cypriniformes; Danionidae. Gene Ontology annotation, molecular function: calcium ion binding; mannosyl-oligosaccharide 1,2-alpha-mannosidase activity. The record is from RefSeq and is a predicted model, not a curated record. Gene Ontology annotation, biological process: carbohydrate metabolic process; N-glycan processing. The transcript has 4 exons. The annotation marks the transcript as partial.